AUGAUUCACAUUUUGCAACACCAUCAACAUCAACAACUGCCAGAAAAAUACUUCCAAAAUAAUUCCAACCAACACUGUCUGUCAGUUGAACAUUCGUCAUCUUUUAAAAAAAAUGAUUCAAAUGCGGACAUCUCAUCAGCUGAUCUGGAUCUUAACUGUAACUCUCAAACGCAAAUACCAGGUAAAUACAAAUCUAUUUUGAAGACAAAGAGUAAUUUUAAGAUGAAAAAUCAAAAUAUGAACUCUUCCUUCACUGACGCUGGCUCUGAUACAAUCAAUAUAAAUAACGACCCGGCAAGCCGCAGGAGCGCUCAUCUAGGUAACAGUAACGCAUUCAACAACGAAGAAAACAGAUUCAACAAUCAAUCAAAUUACUCCUCAUCAGACAGCAAAUCAAUGAACGAAAUACUUUUCACCCCAAAAAUCAACUCGCCAAAAACACUUUCCUCAUCACCAUCAGCGUGUAACCAACAGGAUUAUGGAGGCAACACAGCUCAUACAAACAAAUUCGUCCAAUGGUCCGGUCAACGCGCACAACAACUCACACAACACAAGUUUCGGACGCAGCAAAUGCAGUUUUUGGAUCAACGUAAUAAUUCGGCAAGACUAUUUGCAAAUGUUCAUUUGUCAUCGGAAGGCAAUAAGCGGCAGUUAAAUGAAGACGAUGCUUCUCAUCAGAACUACGAGCUACAACAGCACCAGCGACAGACAUUUUCAUCAGAGGUUUUCAAACAAGAGAAUGAAAAACGCUGCAACAAUCACAUGCACUGCUGCAUCAUCUCCAUCAUCGCUCUCCACAGCAAAAACAUUGACGCCGUUGACAACGUCACAAAACUUGGCUCUGUCGAGAAACCUCUCAGAAACCUCUCAGAAACCAGAAAAGUAGCCACUCUGCACGCAAAAACGAAAGCGCAGUCAAAUGAAACGACUCUGCAAGUCACAUACCUACAUAGUCUGAAUUACUUUGCGGCAAAUAAUAUUACAUCGGAUCAAGAAGAAACAUUUGUUCUGCUAUCUUACGGAGAACACAAACAAGAAAUAAUGUUAGAGUGUUGA
Molecule: messenger RNA, 1056 nt
Organism: Helobdella robusta
Lineage: Eukaryota; Metazoa; Annelida; Clitellata; Rhynchobdellida; Glossiphoniidae
Exons: 3
Coding region: 1-1056 (351 amino acids)
Source: RefSeq, a predicted model, not a curated record